AUGAGUGACGGUCGAAAGAGAUUGAGUGGAUAUGAAUACAGAAAAAAGGCGGCCGAAAAAAAGCGGAAAUUGGAAGAUGUUAUUACGAAAUUUGCGAAACUUGAUAGUUUUGUCAAGAAAAAAGAAAAACAGUGUGAAUCCACUAACCUCGAAAGCCUUUCGACAAAAACAACCUCGAAAGACAACAAUAUCACAUCGGUUGAUCAUGAUUUCAUCGCAAAUCGAGAUACUAGCGACAUAAAGCUACGCAUUGAAAAAGAAGACGAUGAAACCAAAAGUUUUCUCUCUAAUGACCCAGUUACCUGGCCGAUCAGUGAUUCUACUCGUGACUACAUUGCACUCCACGGAUGGAUACAAAAUGAAAAAGCAGAUUUUACUAGUUCAAGAAAACUUUAUAGUGAUGGCAGCAUGAGAUAUCUGUCUAAAAACGUAUUCAAACGAAAACUACUCAAUGGCGAAGAAGUGCAUCGACCGUGGAUCGUUUUUUCUGAAAGUAAGGGAUCGUUAUUUUGCGUUGCGUGUCAGAUAAAUGAAAAAUUAACUUCCAAAUUUGAAAAGGAAACCGCUUAUUGGAGAAAUGUUGUGCGUCGGGUUGUAUCUGCUACAAAGUAUUUAGCAUCUCGUGGUCUUCCAUUCCGAGGAACAGAUAAAAAAUUUGGUUCUGAAAAUAACGGGAAUUUCUUCAUGCUUAUAGAAUUUCUCUCCGAGUUUGAUCCUCUUAUGGCCAAGCACGUCAACGAUUUCGGCAAUAAAGGAAGUGGAAGCAAGAGCUAUUUGUCAAAAACAAUUUAUGAAGAAUUCAUUGAAAUUAUGGCACGUGAAGUACUGAAAAAUAUAGUAUCAGAAGAGAAGAAUGCUAAAUAUUUUUCGAUUAUGGUCGAUUCAACUCCAGAUAUUGCGCAUAUUGAUCAAUUGUCAUUUGUAUUAAGAUAUGUAAGAGAUAAUGGCCAGCCUGUUGAACGGUUUUUAUUGUUUAUUGACAACGUUGGACAUAAAGCGAAAGACGUAGCUGAUGCAGUUUUUGACACAUUGGAACACUAUGGCAUCAAUAUAGCUUACUGCAGGGGUCAAUCGUAUGACAAUGCAAAAAAUAUGUCAGGUCAAUAUUCUAGUCUUCAAGCGAGAAUUAAAUUACUUAAUGAACUCGCAGAAUGGAAUCCGUGUUCAGGUCAUUCAUUAAAUUUAAUCGAGGUUCAUGCUGUAGGGAGUUGUUCUGAAGCUUCCAAUUUUUUCGCUAUAGUACAAGCGGUGUACAAUUUUUUCUCGGCGUCAACGCAUCGUUGGGCAAUUCUCAAACGAUGUGCUCAAGAAAAAUGUUUGACUUUGAAAUCUCUUUCGACAACUAGAUGGUAA
Messenger RNA from Belonocnema kinseyi, 1353 nucleotides. RefSeq names its product zinc finger MYM-type protein 1-like. NCBI's taxonomy places the organism in Eukaryota, Metazoa, Arthropoda, Insecta, Hymenoptera, Cynipidae. The record is from RefSeq and is a predicted model, not a curated record. The coding region runs from base 1 to 1353 and encodes 450 amino acids. The transcript is spliced from 2 exons.